UUGAAAUAUGAAAUUUAUCUUUGGGUAAAGAAUUUCAAUGAUACUUCUUCAACAAUCUAUAAACAAGAAUGCGAAUUACUUCGAAAUUUCAAACAAGUAAUAUUUAAAUGUCGAAAAACAAAGAAAAAAUUAAAAUUAGAUAAGGACAAACUGGAGAUUGAAUCAAGAUUAGUUAGUCUCAAUAAAAAUUCAGAAUUAUCUCCUGUAUAUCAUCCACAAUCACCAAAUUUUUCAUUUAUUAGUUUUCUUGUUUCUAUUAAUCAUAUUUAUUUUCAAACAAAUUUAAUCCAACAACAAACAUUACCAAAUGUAAUUGGUAUUGAAUCUUCAGAAGAUUUGAUUUAUACACCAAAAUUUAAAGGAUUCAAAUAUAUUAAUGAUUAUCUGUCAAAAAAUCGAUGUAUAAAUAAACAUGAAUUUUUUUUGAAAUCUAAUGAAAUUGGAAGAAUUAAUAUGACUCAUAAAUACAUUCAUGGGUUAAAUGAUGAUUAUUAUUUAAGCGGGAAGGAAGGUGCAAAAAUAUUAAAAAAUCAAGAAGCAUGUCAUAUUAUUAAUCAAUACAUAUAUCAAAUUACAAAAGAAAAAGGAUUUGUAGUUGUUGGAAGGGAUACGACUUUCAACAUUUUACCUGACACUGAGAUUAAAAUUGUUUUAUCUGCCAAUAUUGAUAUUAGACAAGCAAAGAAAGUUUCUACAAUAAUUGAUAUGACAAAUAUUAAUUAUUCAGAAGUUAUUAAAAAGAUUUUUUCUAUUAUUCUUGAAAAGGAUGAAGAAAAUUUGUCACCAAAAGAAUUGAAUUGGGAAUUAAAUAAUGCUGUUAAUAAUGAUACUUUUGCUGAAGUAUUUCCUAAUAUUGGUAAACACACGAAAUUUAUGGAAGAUUUAUUACUUUAUUAUGAAGCAAGAAAAACUUUAUUCAUGUUGGUUAAUAGAAAAUUACUAAAAGAUAGAGAUCAUGAGUUCUUUAAAGAAAUUAUUGAAUGGAAAGAUACUGUUUUUUCAGAUCCAAAGAAGGGAAACACUUCUUUAUCUUUGAUUAUAUUAGACGAUAUUAAUGAUGAAUUGUUACAAGAGAAUAUGGAGCAAAAUUAUUAUAAUACAAGUAUUGAAGGAAAGAAAUCACCACUUCACAAAUAUUGUGAAAAUUGUCAUUCACCAAAACCAAAUGAUUUUUGUACUUUUUGUGAGAAGGAAGAAAUAUUAUUACAUUUAAAUAAGGAUUUUGAAGAAAUAGAAAAUGAAGAAAAAUCAAGUCAAUCUUCUAUUAUAAUAAUAAAUGAUGAAUAUAUUGAGAAAGAACAAGUAGCUUCUUCACAGAAUGGAGGAAUAUUUGAUUCU
Molecule: messenger RNA, 1338 nt
Organism: Dentiscutata erythropus
Lineage: Eukaryota; Fungi; Glomeromycota; Glomeromycetes; Diversisporales; Gigasporaceae
Source: the annotation of a GenBank genome assembly